AUGGCUUCUACAACAACAUCACCACCAAUUGUCGCUGGGAACACGGUAAACAAAUGCAAAGAUUUGGCAAGUACAAAAUCAAUACCAGUUGUCUCUUUUUGCAACAAACAGUCCAUGGAAUUAAACUCUCCAAUUACACUUGACGCUUAUCAGCCUUCUUUUGGUGCCAGUGCUUCCUUCUGUAUGUGUGAGGUUAAAAUAUUGAGCACACAGACAUUUUCGAGUCUUCGCGUUUCACAGGAAAAUACCCUUGUACCUCCAAUAGACUGUGGAUUACAAAUACAGAUAGCAAAUGCUACACAAAUUAUCAGAACUGUUCAAUGUUCUAACGUUGGAGAUACAGAGUAUAUACUCUACCCAGGUUCCAGUAUAGUUAUUUCUUUAGUUACUACAUCUACAGACUGGUCGGAGGGAUUUUGUUUCCAUCUCUCGAUGAGGUUUGAGAACUCCCCUAUAGGUGUGCAGUGUUUUAAUCCUGGGGUCACCAUCGUCCCUUCACAACCUUAUACCACGGGCAGAAGCACACCAACAACUUCCACCACACUUUCAGCAGUAACAAACACAUCCUUCUUGCCAUCGACUACAAACACUGACUCAUCAACCGUGACAUACGUCACGUCAAACGAGAAAUCAGAUGUGGUGACAGCAACGUCCAGUACUGAAUCACGGGACUCUACUCAGACCGAAUUUUCCAAAACGUUACCAACAACAUCAAAACAAUCUUCAAUUACUACUACAAUGGUGAUUUCCCCAGAAAAAUGGACACCAAGAGAGACAUCAACAGCAUCUAUGUCAUCAAUACAAGUUCCAUCCACAUACAUUCCUACGAUAACAACUGUCAAAUCUCAAUCACCUUCCUUAACAUCAUCAUCAUGGAAGUAUACGAUUCCAGCGAUAGGAGGGUUGAUAAUUCUUACAUUUUCUAUCGCCAUGGCUGUCUGUUACAAAUAUAGGAAUAAUCGCAAAAAUAUGAUCAAGAAUACAAACAGCAGCAAUGUGAACUUGCCAUAUUCCCGAGACUUCACAUACGAAAACUGACUACUUCAUUAUCAGCAUUCAGGCGUAGCUACAUUGAAGCACCGUAAUCAUGUGCUUACAUAUUUUUUAAUUUCAAUUUUAUAAAAACAUUGUUAUUUUCGUUGUAAAUCCCGAGCAUUUUUUGGUGUGUUUGUGUCGGAACUUUUCCUGGAGCAUCACGAACUUCUUAUUGUAAUAUGAUAUUAGGAACAUGGGCUGGGUCAUUUCGAUCCGUAAAGGACAAAUAAACAUUUGCAUUUCAUUACAAUUGACUCUGCGCUUCAACCCCUAUCAAAACGAAAAUAAAUACCGCAACACUGCUUUUUUUUAGAGUACAGUUUGGGUAAAAGGGGGAUAAAUUGCUUUUCCAAAUGUUGCUAAUCAAUUUCUACUCAGUAUGCAUUGUUUGUUACUGACAUUCUUUACAUUAUCUUUGAACUACAUUGUUUCUGUUAACGGUUACCUAGAAUCUUUAGAGUUAUUGGUUCUACAAAAUGUAGCUUCCUAACACACAAUUUCCAAUUUAGAAACAAAGUUGAUUUAAUAAUACUGUAAAACCGGGCUCCACUCUAUCACGCUCGUAAGGGGCCUUUUAAUAAUUGCUCUAAAGCAGGUUACAAGGUAUAUGUGUUAUAAAAUUAAUCAGGAAGAUUUUUUGGCAAAGAGCAAUUAAUUGAAGAAGCCCAUACAGUCUGACUUAAAAAAUAAAUUUUGUUUACUUUUUUAAAUCGGACAUUGUAUUGGCUCUUUGUCUGAAGGUGAUUUUGUUUGUAUUAAGUGAAAUAUUUGCAUAUAAGGUUUAUCAACGAAUUGUCUCCUGAACAUUGUGCUUCAAAAACCGAGCAUGUGAUUAAAUCGAAGAUUUUUCACACCUUUUAAAUACGUAUACUGUUCAUUUAACAUUAUCACCUUGUUUUAUCUUGCCAAUCGUUUUACUAGACUUGGUAUUCCUUUAAUUGAAAUUCAUGGUCAGCGUACAUUAAAACAUGGCCGUAUAGGCGUGACAAGGGUCAAAAUGCUAAAACAUGUAAUGACUUAAUUUCACCUGAGGAAUAAAACUACAAAACACGUCC
Magallana angulata is the source of this 2090-nucleotide messenger RNA. RefSeq names its product mucin-5AC-like. The transcript is spliced from 7 exons. Bases 1 to 1038 code for a protein of 345 amino acids. Lineage: Eukaryota; Metazoa; Mollusca; Bivalvia; Ostreida; Ostreidae. The record is from RefSeq and is a predicted model, not a curated record.